GGGGGUGGGGGGGGAAUGUGGAAGGAUGCUCCCCCAUCCUUCCUCCCCGCUAAGAAGGCGAACGAGUCUUUGGGAACGUGGUCCACCCAGGGAUGUAAAACUGUGCUUACCGAUGCAUCCCAUACGAAAUGCUUAUGUGAUCGUCUCUCUACCUUCGCCAUUUUGGCUCAGCAACCUAGAGAAAUAAUCAUGGAGUCCUCUGGUACACCUUCAGUCACCCUAGUAGUAGGCAGUGGCCUUUCUUGCUUGGCUUUGAUCACCCUAGCAGUUGUCUAUGCAGCAUUAUGGAGGUAUAUACGUUCUGAGAGGUCCAUAAUUCUAAUUAACUUCUGCCUGUCUAUCAUCUCAUCCAACAUCCUCAUACUUGUUGGGCAGACUCAGACACAUAAUAAGAGCAUCUGUACGACCACCACUGCAUUUUUGCACUUUUUCUUCCUGGCUUCGUUCUGUUGGGUUUUAACUGAGGCGUGGCAGUCAUAUAUGGCUGUAACUGGAAAAAUUAGGACACGGCUUAUAAGGAAACGCUUUUUGUGCCUUGGAUGGGGUCUACCAGCAUUAGUAGUGGCCACAUCAGUAGGCUUCACGAGGACGAAAGGAUAUGGCACUGAUCACUAUUGCUGGCUCUCUCUUGAAGGAGGACUACUCUACGCUUUUGUUGGACCUGCCGCCGCCGUUGUCCUGGUCAACAUGGUGAUUGGCAUUUUGGUAUUUAAUAAACUUGUUUCCAGAGAUGGGAUCCUAGAUAAAAAGCUCAAACACAGAGCCGGUCAGAUGAGUGAGCCUCAUAGCGGUUUGACGCUCAAAUGUGCCAAGUGUGGAGUAGUUUCAACAACAGCUUUGUCAGCCACCACCGCCAGUAACGCCAUGGCAUCCCUUUGGAGCUCCUGUGUGGUCCUGCCCCUCCUGGCUCUGACGUGGAUGUCUGCUGUUCUGGCCAUGACAGACAAACGCUCCAUAUUGUUUCAAAUACUUUUUGCUGUGUUUGAUUCAUUGCAAGGCUUUGUGAUAGUCAUGGUCCACUGCAUUCUUCGCAGAGAGGUUCAGGAUGCAUUUAGAUGCCGAUUGAGAAACUGUCAGGAUCCAAUCAAUGCUGAUUCUUCAAGUUCUUUUCCUAAUGGGCAUGCGCAAAUCAUGACAGACUUUGAAAAGGAUGUAGACAUUGCUUGCCGGUCAGUUCUUCAUAAGGAUAUUGGUCCUUGCCGAGCAGCAACAAUAACGGGAACACUCUCUAGGAUUUCUUUAAAUGAUGAUGAUGAAGAAGAAAAGGGAACAAACCCUGAAGGGCUAAGCUAUUCAACAUUACCUGGAAAUGUCAUUUCUAAAGUCAUUAUCCAGCAACCCACCGGUCUGCACAUGCCCAUGAGUAUGAAUGAGCUGGGCAAUCAGUGUUUGAAAAAAGAGAACAGUGAAUUGCGGAGAACUGUGUACUUAUGCACAGAUGAUAAUUUGAGAGGGGCUGAUAUGGACAUAGUCCAUCCUCAAGAAAGAAUGAUGGAAAGUGACUAUAUUGUGAUGCCCAGAAGUUCUGUAAAUACCCAGCCAUCAAUGAAAGAAGAAAGCAAAAUGAAUAUCGGCAUGGAAACCCUGCCCCAUGAAAGGCUAUUGCACUACAAAGUGAAUCCUGAGUUCAACAUGAAUCCCCCCGUAAUGGACCAGUUCAAUAUGAACUUAGAACAACAUCUCGCACCCCAGGAACAUAUGCAGAAUUUACCCUUUGAGCCUCGCACAGCCGUGAAGAAUUUCAUGGCCUCUGAGUUGGAUGAUAACGCAGGACUAUCAAGAAGCGAAACUGGAUCAACCAUAUCAAUGAGUUCUUUAGAGAGAAGAAAAUCACGAUAUUCAGACCUUGACUUUGAGAAGGUCAUGCAUACAAGGAAGAGGCAUAUGGAACUAUUUCAGGAACUAAAUCAGAAAUUUCAAACUUUGGACAGAUUUCGGGAUAUACCAAAUACAAGCAGUAUGGAAAACCCAGCACCAAACAAGAAUCCAUGGGACACUUUCAAAAACCCCAGUGAAUACCAACAUUACACCACCAUCAAUGUCUUAGACACAGAGGCAAAGGAUGCUUUGGAACUGAGGCCAGCGGAGUGGGAGAAGUGUCUGAAUUUGCCUCUGGACGUGCAAGAGGGUGACUUUCAAACAGAAGUUUAACGAAAUCAAAGCAGACUGAGAUGGAGACAAAAUGUAUUGCACUGACCCUUCAGACUCGGGAAGCCUGACAUUUCUAGCUGGACAGUGUGACCAUCCUCUGUCAGGACAUUCCCAUGUCAAAUGUCAGUGGUGUUUGCAUAUGGUCGCUUCUACCUAGUCAGGCUAGUGGAGGGAGGACCAGGUGUACAGUUCUGACCAUCCUGUGUUGUAAGUACCCGUGGAAUGGAUUUGUAAGGUAAUCUUUAUAGAUAAACCUCAAGCAACGAUUCAUGUUGUAACCGCUUCAUAUGGUUUAGUUUUCAAAAAACUUCACCAUGAAGCACAAUGUAUAUAUUUAUGCAGUUUUUAAAGUUUAUAACAGUCUGUUUGGCCAUUACUACACUUUUUACUUUAUAAUAUAAAAGCAAAGUUUUUGUCAUUAAAUGAAUGUUUGUUGAGCUACAUUCUUCAUUGCUUUAAAUGCAAUAAAGUAAUAAUCUCACUUUUAUAUGAAUAAUAUAUUUCACAUCUUUAUUAUUGCAGUUUUCUCUAGAAAGCUCUGAGUAGCUUUCUCUGCUGCAGCUGUGUAUAAAAUAUUUAAAAUGUUGUAUGGUGUAAAUAAACUUUUGUCUACAUAUCAGUUUUUUAGUGCAUUUUAUUUUAGAUUUGUUGAACAGAAAUUUACAUAUUUAUAACUUUUUUUCCAAUACAGAUACUGAAAAUGUAUUCACGGUUUUAAUAGCAUACCGUUAUUACUCCUUUGAGGCUAAUGAUUUCUCAAAUGUAAUAGUAGGUUUGUAUAGUGCUUCUGUAUUUUCUACUCCAACACCAUUUGAACAAUGUACCAUGUAAAUGGGCUUGUCAGAAACCUGCUGCCAUCAUACUCAAGUAAAUAUGUUUGUUUGUUUUUUUCUUCUAUCUUGUGGCAAAAAGACAACUAGUAGAAAACAGUAAGUUACCAUACAAAAACUAACACAGGGAAAACGUUUAUUAUAAGUAAUGAGGUUCACUGCAUGUUUCAUAAAAGAAACUACUUGUACUACAGUUCUUCAUAAAAUACAAAAAAAAAGAACUUAUUCAGGGUUUUAAGAGAUCUGUAUAUUCUCAAGCAGAAAGAAGAGUGGGUGUAUUUGGUAGUUGCUUUAUCUCUAAAGUGGGAAGUCUGAAGUGAGCUGACUGCACCACAGCCCCUAGUGUCCUCUCUUGUGUCAAAGUCACACCAGUGAUGUCACCCGCUCCCUCAGAGCUGCAUGAAAUGAAACACCAUGGAAGGACUUCAGCGAUUUUCUUGUCUGUCCUGUCCAUGCAUGAUGAGACUGGUUUUUUUUUAGCCAGAGGGAAGUAAAGGGAAUGGAGAGGAGACUGGGGUCUUCAAAAUUCCUAGAAUGUUUAUUUUGUUUGCUGUUAAACCUAAGCUGCAUAGUCUUCUGUGGUCUGUCAGAAACUCCAGUGAGCUGUCUCCUGCUACCCAGGACCUUGGGGCCCCUACCCUGCAGGCUGUGAGGUGGAGACAAAGGUGCUCAGCACUCAAGUGCGCCCCUAAGCUAGAGCCUUAACAACCGCCCAGCUCAGGCUGAACUGUCAGAUACUUAUAAUGUUCUCAAUGUAAACAUGUGAAAAGUAUAUUUUUAAUCAGAUUUUAAAAGCAAAAGGAACAUCAUUAUACAAAAAGAGUAUAACAUAACUAAGGACUGAUUUUUCAAUAAAAUAAACUUCAUAAUUGUAAUAUUAAAUGCUUAUUAAAUUUAUCAGAUGACUUUCUAGUGUUAUGAACAAAUAUUUCAUAAACUUAUCUCACCAUCUUUCUUAGUCAUCUACCUAUAGAUCUAUAUCUUUAGAUCUAUAGAUAUACACACAUAUGUGUACGUGUAUGUAUAUACAUACAGAUAUACAUAAUUUCAUAAUGCUCAGCUCCAUCUCAGUAACCUGUAGAAUGAAUGAAAACCUUGUAUGCAGUUCCUCAUCUCAAAUUGUAAAAUCUUGGUGAAAAAAUCCCCAAUAAGCAUGUUUGAAACCAUAAAUAUCUGUAUGUUUAAAAAAAACAAAUUCAAUCUAUUAGAAUAACAUUUCUUAUAAAACCGUAAUAUUCACUGCCAUAAAACAAAAUCUUACAUUUUUUUCCACUUCUAUUUUUGUCUCGUUCUAGCAACUCAAUAUUAGAUUAAUAUAUGAACGCUAACCAGAAAUUGUACACUUAAAAAUGUCAGGGUACAUUUUUUGGUUACUCUAAGAACGAUGCCAAGUUGCAGUAGCACUUUUUAUUUUUUAAGCUGUAAGAAAAAAAUAUAUAGGUAAAAAAUGAUUAAGACUCAUAAUUGUAAGGAAGCUCUCUUCUAGUCCACUAAGUUUCCACUGCACUUAUAUAUAUAUACACACACACACACACUCUACCAAAGCUGAGUUGCAGCUGUCUCCGUAGACAGUCCUGGGCGGUUCCCUCUGAGCUCACUGCACUAUGACCUGCCAGGAUCUUUGUGCCCUCAGACUGGAAGCCCUUCCCCUUCCUCCACAUCCAAAUUUGAUUGAUGCUUUAAGAUACACCUCAUUAUUUCAUCUUCACCAAGUUUUAUAUGAUUUUCCAAGCUAGAAAUAAUUUCUCCUGUGAACUCUUAUGGCACUGCUCUGUACCUCUCUUAGGACUUUUAAAAUCUUCUAUCUUGGUAUUUAUACACAUUUCUGAUAUCCUCUGGUGGACUGUAAGUGCCUGGAGGGCAGGAUUCAUGUCUGAUCCAUUUUUGUAUCUCUUAAGGGACCUAGCACAAUGAUGUUCCCACAAUAAAUGUUUGUUGAAUUA
Messenger RNA from Hipposideros armiger (great roundleaf bat), 4924 nucleotides. RefSeq names its product adhesion G protein-coupled receptor B3-like. The record is from RefSeq and is a predicted model, not a curated record. Gene Ontology annotation, molecular function: G protein-coupled receptor activity. NCBI's taxonomy places the organism in Eukaryota, Metazoa, Chordata, Mammalia, Chiroptera, Hipposideridae. The transcript has 16 exons. Gene Ontology annotation, biological process: negative regulation of angiogenesis; adenylate cyclase-activating G protein-coupled receptor signaling pathway; neuron remodeling. Gene Ontology annotation, cellular component: postsynapse; synaptic cleft; plasma membrane. The coding region runs from base 16 to 2151 and encodes 711 amino acids.